Molecule: messenger RNA, 1779 nt
Organism: Pollicipes pollicipes
Lineage: Eukaryota; Metazoa; Arthropoda; Thecostraca; Pollicipedomorpha; Pollicipedidae
Gene: Mthfs
Product: methenyltetrahydrofolate synthetase
Exons: 2
Coding region: 168-779 (203 amino acids)
Biological process (GO): folic acid-containing compound biosynthetic process; tetrahydrofolate interconversion
Cellular component (GO): mitochondrion
Molecular function (GO): 5-formyltetrahydrofolate cyclo-ligase activity
Source: RefSeq, a predicted model, not a curated record
GUAAAAACAAUCCGAUGCAUGGUCAUUGCGCUCAAUGAGUUCGGGGCAGGUCGGCACUUGUGGCCUAAUCUAGUAAUUUGAAGUUCCGACUGUUGAUUUGGACCGUUAGCUGGGUCUAUUCGUACUUAGUUCGAGAACUGGGGAAGUGACAAGCCUUGGCACAAAGAAUGUCAUCUUCAGCAAAGAUAGCUAAGGGUGUUUUGAGACAAAAGGUGAAGGAGGAAAUUGCCAAGUUGAGCAUGGAGGAACGGAUCAGACAGAGCCAGGUUGUCACCAAAAACCUGAUGGCCCUGCCACAAUACCAGCAGAGCAAGCGUGUCUCAGUGUACCUCAACAUGCAGGACGAAAUCCAGACAGGGGACAUCCUGCGUGACAUCCUGCAGAGCGGCAAGCAGUGCUUCAUCCCCCGCUACGAAUCGGGCUCCUCCCGCAUGGACAUGGUGCGGCUGCACUCUCUGGCCGACUUUGAUUCGCUCCCGCUGACCAAGUGGAAGAUCAAGCAGCCGCCGCUGGCCGAGGCGCGCGAGGAGGCGCUGGCGUCGGGCGGGCUGCAGCUGGUGCUGGUGCCAGGGCUGGCAUUCACGCGCGCCGGCCACCGGCUCGGUCGCGGCCGCGGCUACUACGAUCGCUUCCUGAGCCGAUGCCGGCAGGCGCAGUCGGAGCCGCCGUGCACGGUGGCGCUUGCCUUCCGGCAGCAGGUUCUGGAGCACGUGCCCGUGGAGGAGAGCGACGUACCCAUUGACCUGGUGCUGUUCGAAGGGGGCGCCGGCGACUGCUAAAGGGGCGGGGCGACCUCCGCCGGCCUGGCCGUAGGGGCGGCGCGGCCAGCGUGGCUAGUGGUCAGACUGGGGGAGAAGUGUACGGAAUCUCCCUCGGUGUGCGCGUGGGGACCUGACGGGAGCGCCAGGUCUAAGACGCGGGAUACGCGAGGUGGGCUAUGUUAUUGGGGUUUGGUAGUGCGGUCUUAGACUGGGUCUCGUGCCAUAACGGCUGUGGAGUACGACUCACAACUCACAGUGCAAUGUGUGGGUGUUUAUAUAAUAAAGUUCUGCAUGACGCAGUUAUGAAGCUCCUGCUCUCCCUUGUCAAUAUACUGCCCAUAGGGUAGCGAAAGCAAGAGGCAAGUACGCAACUGUGGCAUGGACUACUUUCUAGUCCAUCAAUGUUGUCGUUCCGCUUAGUCUGGAGCUCGGUUUAGUUGCCCCGCACGCGAACGUUCCCCAAAUAUUGUAUUCCUUUUCCUAACUAUUUGAUUCCUUUGACUAUCGUUUUCCCGGUUGAACUGUUUUCCUUCUCAUGUACGCGCUUGCUUGAAGAAACUCCGUGAUAUGGCAGCGCAUACUGAACUAAACAUUUUAAAAUCUGAAACGUGAUGUUAUCUGCAGAAGGAACCUUCGUUUUUCUGUUGCCAUUUCCCAGAAACCACGCUAACGUUUCAUGUUUUGUGGUAUCCCAGGAACUAAAUGCUUGAUGAAUUACCUAGGUGGACGUGAUGAGCGGCUCACAUUUUGUAACAUGAUGGCGUGCUGAUGAGCAUGCAUCACGUGAGGUCCUAGGGUGCUGUAUUUUGCAGCUACUUCUUUGUACUGUUCGACAUGCGUAUGCGUUUGUGCAGUCCGCAACUGUUUGAUUGUGGCGUCAGAAGUGUUCAUUUCAUGUAGAUGAUGUGAAACCGCUGGGGAUUUGGCUCAACAUGUCUUUCGCGAGAGGUGUUUUCAUACGGAUGGCUUAUCAUGCUUUGUCACGAUGCGCUGCAAAUAUACUGGGCUGUUGUUUACA